Messenger RNA from Protopolystoma xenopodis, 1401 nucleotides. Lineage: Eukaryota; Metazoa; Platyhelminthes; Monogenea; Polystomatidea; Polystomatidae. The record is from the annotation of a GenBank genome assembly.
AAACACUUGGAGGAGUACCGGCGUCUGGUGGGCGAGCAGAACCGACUGAUCACAAAAGAGUUUGUCCAGGAACAACUGCAAAUUGGCGAAGAUGAAAUCUCCGAGCUCAAACUGGAGCUGACCAACUCCGAGCACCGACUGGCCGGCCGACUGCGUCACAACGAACUGUUGGCCGAUCAUUUGGCCAGCCUCGGCUACGGAAGUCUGGAGACUGGCGGCAGUGCUCGUCAUGCCGCGUUGGUGCGCUCGCCGCAGAUGCGAAAAGCCAUGUUGGCCCAACGACAGGGCGCCAGUGAUCUGGUCGGUCUGACCGGCGGCGCCGGCGCCGGUUGUGUCGGCGAAGAGGCGCGGUUCGGCUCGAAGAUGAUCGACAACAUCGCGUUGGCGAUCGCAGAGAUUCAUCGCGAGGUCCGUCUCAAGGUGAAGCCACUGCUCGAAUACUAUCGAGAUCUAUUCUAUCUGCAGCUGCAUUUCAGCCUCAUCCUCGGUCAGGUCUGCAACUACUGUAUGCCCUUGGUUACCGAGAACAUCGGUCUGAUUGACAGAAUCUUCUUCUGGUCAGAACGGCCCGAGUUCGACUUGGUGCGCCGAUCCGGCGACAUAUCAGACCGGCUCAAAGAGGUCUACACGAGGGGACAAGCCGUACUCAGUGUGUUGACCGAGUCAGUUCGCUUUCUCAAGUCAAAGGUGGAUCUACAAAAGUCGUUGGAGGCUCGAUUUCGCGAACGACUUGAUGAACAGCAACAGCUCAAAGACAAAGUAUUGCGUGAGAUUCACUCGACUAAACAGAACAUGGACCUGUUGGAGGAGGAGAACGAUCGUCUCGUCGGCAGUCUGGUCAAAUUGGAUCCCAGUUUUGUGGACAGUCGACACUUUGCCGAGCUGGCCGAUGGAUCGGGCCUUAAUCUGAACAAGUAUCGGGCCGCCGGGCGAAAGGCGAGUGAGCCCAGAUCCAUCCACGAGUCGCCGAAGGAGGCCAGCUCUGCGAUUGUCGGACAGACGCAACAUAAUGCCGCUGCAUCCGUCGACAACAGCAACAGUAACAACAACAACGAACAGCUCCAACAGACGGAGGCAGACGGAGCAAUCAGCCCUGCGGUCAAUCUGCACACCAACAACAACAAGGCGACCAGCAUGUCCGAGGGAGUGCGCUGUAGAGGAACGAAAAUGGUGACAUUAUCGCCCAUGCGAGGAGGCGAGGAGGAAAGGGAGGAGGAUGAAGCGACCAGUUUGCUCUUGACGACCACCGAGAAGAUGACCGAUGACUCAUCGCAUCACGGUCUUCUGUCCAGCCGCAUGGAUAGUGUGGACGAGGAGAAGAAGGAGAAAAAGGAGGAGGACAGGUUGAGUGAGCUCAGGGCUCGAGACCGGCUCGGUGGCUGUUUGAACUCGGAGCCGAGA